Messenger RNA from Apodemus sylvaticus (European woodmouse), 942 nucleotides. Its product is annotated as olfactory receptor 1496-like. Gene Ontology annotation, cellular component: membrane. Lineage: Eukaryota; Metazoa; Chordata; Mammalia; Rodentia; Muridae. Gene Ontology annotation, molecular function: G protein-coupled receptor activity; olfactory receptor activity. The coding region runs from base 1 to 942 and encodes 313 amino acids. The record is from RefSeq and is a predicted model, not a curated record. Gene Ontology annotation, biological process: G protein-coupled receptor signaling pathway. The transcript has a single exon.
AUGAUAAUGAAAAACCAAACUGUCACCACCCAGUUCCUUCUCCUGGGCUUGCAUAUCCUGCCGGAGCACCAACACUUGUUCUAUGCCUUGUUCCUGGUCAUGUACCUCACCACCGUCCUAGGAAACCUCCUAAUCAUUGUCCUUGUUCAACUGGACUCCCAUCUCCACACACCCAUGUACUUGUUUCUCAGCAACUUGUCCUUCUCUGAUCUCUGCUUUUCUUCUGUCACAAUGCCCAAAAUGCUGCAGAAUAUGCAGAGCCAGGACCCAUCCAUCCCCUAUGGAGGCUGCCUGGCACAAACAUACUUCUUCAUGGUUUUUGGAGAUAUGGAGAGCUUCCUUCUUACGGCCAUGGCCUAUGACCGCUAUGUGGCCAUCUGCUUCCCUCUGCAUUAUUCCAGCAUCAUGAGCCUUAAGUUCUGUGCUUGUCUACUACUGCUAUUGUGGAUGCUUACAACAUCCCAUGCCAUGAUGCAAACCCUGCUUGCAGCAAGACUGUUUUUUUGUGAGAACAAUGUGAUCCUCAACUUUUUCUGUGACAUAUUUGCUCUCCUAAAGCUGGCCUGCUCAGACACUUAUAUUAAUGAUUUGAUGAUACUUAUCAUGGGAGGGCUCUUCAUUAUUAUUCCAUUCCUGCUCAUUGUUAUGUCCUAUACAAGGAUUAUCGGAUCCAUUCUUAAGGUUCCAUCAACCCAAGGUAUCUACAAGGUUUUCUCCACCUGUGGCUCUCAUCUGUCUGUAGUGUCACUGUUCUAUGGGACAAUUAUUGGCCUCUACUUAUGUCCAUCAGCUAAUAAUUCCACUGUAAAGGAGACUGUCAUGGCCAUGAUGUACACAGUGGUGACUCCCAUGCUGAACCCCUUCAUCUACAGCCUGAGGAACAGAGACAUGAAGAGAGCCCUAAUAAGAGUCAUCUGUAGUAAGAAAAUCUCUCUUCAAUAG